Branchiostoma floridae (Florida lancelet) is the source of this 1387-nucleotide messenger RNA. RefSeq names its product fibroblast growth factor receptor 3-like. Gene Ontology annotation, molecular function: ATP binding; transmembrane receptor protein tyrosine kinase activity. Bases 38 to 1192 code for a protein of 384 amino acids. The record is from RefSeq and is a predicted model, not a curated record. Gene Ontology annotation, cellular component: signaling receptor complex. NCBI's taxonomy places the organism in Eukaryota, Metazoa, Chordata, Leptocardii, Amphioxiformes, Branchiostomatidae. Gene Ontology annotation, biological process: multicellular organism development; cell surface receptor protein tyrosine kinase signaling pathway; positive regulation of kinase activity. The transcript has a single exon.
AUGUGUAGGAGCCUGAACGGGCAGGUAUUGUGACGUCAUGAAGGGUGAUGAUGGCGAACCGCUUGUAGAAACGCUGGUACCAAUCGUGUUCUUCCUGCUACUUUGUCCUGUUGUGUUGUUGGUGUUGUACAAGAAAGGAUGGCUCUGUUGCGUCACACCAGACAACAUUGAGGAGACUCAGGCUUUGCUGGAGUUGCAGCGCGUGGAGGCGGAUCUGACACAGGGUCUACAGCCUGGCUGGCUGGGACGAUGGGAGAAGAAAGCCAAAAACCUUCAGCUGGGGAAUCUCAUAGGUGCGGGCAUGUUUGGAGAAGUCCGAAAUGCUGAACUACGAAGGACGAGAGGAACAAUUCCCGUCGCCGCCAAGACGGUCCGCGUUGAGGACGCGCAGUCUUACCGAGACUUUUACCGAGAAGCCGCCAUACUCAUAGCCGUGCACGAAGAGAAGGACCACGACGUCCGACGGUCCAACAUUGUCCAACUCUUCGGGGUCAUCACGAAGGCCGACCAGAAGUACAUCAUUCUAGAGUACGCCCCUGGAGGAGAUCGCCUGUGUUUUCUGAGACAGCAGAGAAAACAUGCCACAGCGCACACACAAGUCGCUCUUCUUCCUUACGCAAUGCACAUAGCCCGAGCUCUGCAUGAGCUGCAAAAGCUGCGUAUCGCCCAUCGUGACGUGGCUGCUCGGAACGUCCUGGUCACUCUUGACAACGUCGCCAAGCUGGCCGACUUCGGACUGGCGCGGGACGUCUACGCCACGACUCAGUACGCGUCCACUCCCAGGCAAGGCGAUGGUGUUCUGUUGCCCGUCAAGUGGAUGGCGUUGGAGUCGCUAGAGCUCGGUGAGUACACCUGUCAGAGUGACAUGUGGUCGUUCGGCGUGCUGCUGUGGGAGAUCGCCUCGCUGGGGGACGAACCGCGUUACGAUGACCGGGCACGGCUGACUGCAGCUGGGUCGGUCCUGAUCGGGAUCCUGAGGCGGGGGAUCCGGCUGAAGAAGCCGGCUCGGUGCGAUGACGGCCUGUACGCGGUGAUGAGGUCGUGUUGGCGGGAUGAUCCUGAGGUACGACCGACUCCGGAAAGCCUGGAGGCUGGAACAUCUUCGUCAAAUCCUCGACCCAAAUUUUAUCAUGGAAAUGGAGACUGUUGUCUGAUCUUCCAACCUUGGCAAGUAAAGUAUUUAGAGGCCUAGGAAUCGCAUCUUCUUCUUCUUGUCCUUGUCAUCCUGUCGGACGAUCAGUCCACUGACAGAUGGACUCAGCAAUGUGCAACCAGACCCGCUGCACUUCUGCACAGUCAGAAUAAUACAAUAUUCCACAAUGUUGAGUGGAUAGGAACGCUUUUAAUCAUUACCACUUAAUUUUGCUAUGUAUCGGAGAUCAUGGAA